Molecule: messenger RNA, 1012 nt
Organism: Topomyia yanbarensis
Lineage: Eukaryota; Metazoa; Arthropoda; Insecta; Diptera; Culicidae
Exons: 2
Coding region: 60-734 (224 amino acids)
Source: RefSeq, a predicted model, not a curated record
GCCGCAGCUCAUUAUUAAAUCGGACUUCCCGAGACCUGUAUCUUUUCUCGAGAAACGAAAUGAAAUCGUUUGUUGGUGUUCUUGCGUUGGCCUCUACACUGGCCGUGGUUAGCAGUGCCCCAUAUGUUAUUUUCCUUGAGGAAGCACCAAUACGUGUGGUUCGUUCGGCGAAUGUAGGUGAAGCGUCCGGUAGUGCGGCAAAUGCUGGAGCCCAGUCGUUCAAUCAAGGCGGUGGUUUCCCAGGAUUUGGAGGAAAUUUUGGUGGUGGCCUAUCGGGAUCGGCUGCUAAUGCCGGUUCUCAGUCGUUCACUCAAGGCGGUGGAUUCCCCGGCGGAUUCGGAGGUGGUUUGAGCGGUAGUGCUGCCAAUGCCGGAGCACAAUCAUUCACGGAGAAUGGUGGAUUCCCCGGCGGUUUUGGAGGUGGCUUGAGCGGUAGUGCUGCCAACGCUGGAUCCCAAUCAUUCACGGAGGGUGGUGGUUUCGGAGGUGGCUUGAGCGGAAGUGCUGCCAAUGCUGGCACACAAUCGUUCACGCAGGGUGGUGGAUUCCCUGGCGGCUUUGGUGGAUUCUCUGGAUCGGCGGCUAAUGCCGCAUCGCAAUCGUUCACCCAGGGAGGAGGAUUCGGAGGUGGUUUAAGUGGCAGUGCGGCAAAUGCUGGAAGUCAAUCAUUCGACUCCGGGUUCGGUGGAUUGUCCGGUAGUGCAGCCAACGCUGCAGCUCAAUCCUUUACCUAGGGUGGCGGUCUUUCGAUUGGAGUGCAUUAAACGUGAUGAAGAAAGGCACACUUGACUGGGCUAGCUCACUGGACUGAUCCUUCGGAUAUGCGAUUGGAUGAUGAUUAAUGUAUUUACGAUGGGUGUGUUUUUGUAACUCAAAACUGUCGAUUAAGAUUUUUCAAAGUUGAGUGGUCAAUUUAUGGACCAAUAUGAAUGUUUUGAAACAUUUUAGGGCAACUUGUGAUGAUGGUUUCAAUAAAAUGUAUGUUGAUUGAGAUGAUAUUUAUGAAAACUAA